Messenger RNA from Marmota monax (woodchuck), 678 nucleotides. RefSeq lists its product as uncharacterized. Bases 1 to 678 code for a protein of 225 amino acids. NCBI's taxonomy places the organism in Eukaryota, Metazoa, Chordata, Mammalia, Rodentia, Sciuridae. The record is from RefSeq and is a predicted model, not a curated record. The transcript is spliced from 2 exons.
AUGUCUAUCAAGUUCUUAGGUUUUCCUGAAGUGAAGAAAUGGAUAUGCAAAACGAUUGGCCUUCUUUGCAGUUAUUUGGCAUGGGUUUUUGGGGUAAGCCUAGCCAACAGCAAAUCCUGGCGCAUAUGGGAAUUCAAGAGCAAGAAGGUUCGGUUUGUGUUCAUUGGACUUUGGGAAGCUUAUUAUUAUCAAAAGCUUAAUGUCUCUGGUACAAUUGUUGAUUUUCCAAUGCACAGCACUAUCAACAAGAGCUGGGUCAUUUCGAUUGAACUUCAAUAUGGGCAGGACCUAAUGUUGUUGGCUAAUUUUAUGAAGACAGUAGUCUUGGUUUUCACCUCAAUGGCCAUCAUGCUAAACUGGAUCAAAGCCCCAUUCCCAGAUUACCUGAAAAUGUGUUACAAUAUCUCAUCCUUCUAUCUUUUCCUGAGCUGUGGUUGUACAGCUGGUGCAGUGAGCUGGAACUUUGCCAAGGAUUUUUAUGGCCAGACAACCCUUGACUUUCCAACUACCUUUCCUGUUAGCAAACGAUAUCUAAUAAAGAAGCACUUCUCCUAUGUAUUCCCACUAGGAAUCCUGACUGCCACCUUCUCAUUUGUCAGUGCCUGCAUGUUUCUCUUUGAGAUAUGCUUAUUGAAAAGGAACCAAGUGAAGCCCAUGGUUGUGGGAAAACAUUCAUAG